This is a messenger RNA of Chironomus riparius, 440 nucleotides long. The record is from the annotation of a GenBank genome assembly. NCBI's taxonomy places the organism in Eukaryota, Metazoa, Arthropoda, Insecta, Diptera, Chironomidae.
UUGACUAAUUAAAAUUGUCAGUGAACUUCAAAAGUUAAACAGUCAACAACUUACUUUAAAGAACAUUUAAAACAUUAUCGUGUUAAAAAUUUAACAAGAACCAUGCGUACAACAGUUAUUAUUAUUGCAUUCCUUGCAUUUUUCGCACUUGCAUUCGCUAAUCCAAUAGAUCAAUUUGACACAGUUAUCGAAGGUGAUGAAGCUAACGAUCGUGCUGCAAGAGUUACGUGUGAUAUUUUCGGAAGUGAUGCAGCAUGUGCAAUUCAUUGCAUUCUCAAAGGAUUUAGAGGCGGAUGGUGUGAUUCAAGAAAAGUUUGCAACUGUCGUAAUUGAAAAUAUUAAAAACUUUAACGAAUUCAAUUUAAAAUCUUAAAACAUCUUUGCAAUCACUUGAUUGUUGAAAGCCUUAAAAAAUGUAUUUUAACCAUAGAAAAUUUAAA